This is a messenger RNA of Branchiostoma belcheri (Belcher's lancelet), 2094 nucleotides long. Its product is annotated as vegetative cell wall protein gp1-like. The transcript has 7 exons. NCBI's taxonomy places the organism in Eukaryota, Metazoa, Chordata, Leptocardii, Amphioxiformes, Branchiostomatidae. The record is from RefSeq and is a predicted model, not a curated record. The annotation marks the transcript as partial.
UCAAUCUCCAACAUCACUCUCCCUAGUCCCUCUCCAACACCAUCUAAAAGUCCAUCUCCAACACCAUCCCCUAGUCCCUCUCCAACACCAUCUCCUAGUCCCUCCCAAACACCAUCCGCUAGUCCAUCUCCAACACCAUCUCCUAGUGCCUCUCCAACAUCAUCUCCUAGUCCAUCUCCAACAUCAUCUCCUAGUCCCUCUCCAACAUCAUCCCCUAGUCCCUCUCCAACACCAUCUCCUAGUCCAUCUUCAACACCAUCCGCUAGUCCAUCUCCAACAUCAUCUCCUAGUCCCUCUCUAACAUCAUCCCCUAGUCCCUCUCCAACACCAUCUAAUAGUCCAUCUCCAACACCAUCUAAAAGUCCAUCUCCAACACCAUCCCCUAGUCCCUCUCCAACACCAUCUCCUAGUCCCUCUCCAACAACAUCUCCCAGUCCAUCUCCAACACCAUCUCCUAGUCCAUCUCCAAUACCAUCUCCUAGUCCCUCUCCAACAUCAUCUCCUAGUCCCUCUCCAUCACCAUCUCCUAGUCCCUCUCCAACACCAUCUCCUAGUCCAUCCCCAACACCAUUGAAGACUACAACGUCUAAACCGUCUACGCCAUUGCCAACAACAGAAACAAAAUCUACUACUAAAAUCGUAGUAUCAUCUUUUAGUCCAUCUCCAACACCAUUGGAAACAACAAGUAAACCUUCUACGCCAUUACCAACAACGAAAGCAAAGUCUACUACAAAAUUCGUGACAUCAUCUCCGAGUCCCUCUCAAACACCAUUGAAGACACCAACGUCUAAACCUUCGACGCCAUUGCCAUCAACAAGAACAAACGCAAAGUCUACUACAAAAUACGUAACAACGACUCUUAGUUCCUCUCCAACACCAAUGAAGACUAAAACAUCUAAACCUUCUACGCCAUUGCUGACAGCAAAGACAAAACUUAAUAUCGAGAUCAUAACACCAUCUCCUAGUCCCUCUCCAAUUGCUGCAACUGCCUUUUAUAUUUGUACGGACGCAUGUCAUCGAUAUGCAUCCUGUAAACUGGUGGAUCUGGAAUCUGGAAAUUGUGUUUGCGAUCCAGGCUACCUAGGAGACGGGAUCACCUGUAGACCAGAUCCAGGCUCGAGAGAGCUCCAUUUCGAACAGCUACUCCCAGGAAGAACGUUCACAAACGCCCUUAGGAACAGAAAUUCUCGAGAGUUUAGGAGACUAGCAUUUCUGCUGAAUAACCAGUUAACGGGUUACCUUGAGAACAGCACCUUACGAGACGAUUUCAUUGGUCUUACUGUCCUGGAUUUCCGAAACGGCAGCGUCCUGGCAGAUUUUGUCGUGCACGUGAACACGUCUUCCAGCAUCAACCAGAGUCACAUCAGAGAAGCGUUCACACAGGGAGUUCAGAACAACCCAGAGGGCAACACCCUAGGCAUUGAUCCAGCAGACUUAUGCUAUAAGGCUGACGGUGAAAAGGCAUACUGUUCAUCAGUACGACCAACGGAGUUUAUCCCGACUACAACGGAUCAGAUGCUUAGUGGAGCUGUCGUUGCUGGCAUUGCUCUUGCUGCCCUGGCAGUGAUUCUGGUUAUUGCUGCUAUUUUUACGGUUUGGACUCGACAGAAAAGUUACAGGACAAAGGACUAUGAAGCUAGACUUGAGGCCAAGAACCCUUGGUGGGAAAAUUCUCGAUCAACAGUUGAAGCGAGAAGCUUGUCGCAGCGCACAAGCAUCAUACUAAAUGACUACGGAUUCAAAUACUAAUGGCAUUCAAUUUGCUAACGUUAUAAUAUAAUGUGAUGUGUGUAAUUAACAAUUCGUUGAUGGUCUCGAUGUUCGUGAUCGUGAUCGCUUGUAUAGGAACAGUACACAAGCACUUGCACCUAAAAUUACAAAACGUUAUGGCUAUCUAAACGCUUGUCGAUUCAAUGUACGGAUAUACAUAGGUAGAAUGCUUUUGAUGUAUUGGUUAUACAGAUGUCACAUAAUAGUUUCAAUAUAUUUCAUGUCCAUGGCCUUCUUGUGAAAUGUAUGCCAACUUUAAUAUGCAAUCUUUAUAUUAAAGUUUCGAUAUAUUCCAUAUAAGUAACUUCACUGUAAAAUAUAUAC